Miniopterus natalensis is the source of this 2186-nucleotide messenger RNA. RefSeq lists its product as uncharacterized. Gene Ontology annotation, biological process: regulation of transcription by RNA polymerase II. The record is from RefSeq and is a predicted model, not a curated record. Gene Ontology annotation, molecular function: DNA-binding transcription factor activity, RNA polymerase II-specific; RNA polymerase II cis-regulatory region sequence-specific DNA binding. NCBI's taxonomy places the organism in Eukaryota, Metazoa, Chordata, Mammalia, Chiroptera, Miniopteridae.
UGCAGGGUACACUGAGCCAGGAGGAUGGGGGUAUGAUGAACUUGGAAUCCUGGGAGACAAGCUGAUCAUGGAAUAAACUGUCCCCAUUAUGACAGGAUAUGAAUUUUGAGGAUGUGGCCAUCAUCUUUUCCCAGGUGGAGUGGGGACUCCUUGAUGAGGCUCAGAGACUUCUGUACUGUGAUGUGAUGCUGGGAAUCUUUUCACUUGUAGCAUCUGUAGGUUGUUGGCAUAAAUCGGAAAAUGAGAAGGCCCUUUCUGAGCAGAGUGUAUCUGUAGAAGGAGAGUCACAGGUCAGGGCUUCUAAGACAGCUCCAGCAACCCAGAAGACCCUUCUCUGUGAGUGGUGCAUCUCUGUCCUGAAAGUUAUUUUUUAUCUGACUCAGUUCCAAGGAGCAUACCUUGAACAGAAAUGGUUCUUCAGAGACACACGUGUGAGAGCCUUCUGUUUCAGUGCAAGCCUUCACCAGCAACCUACAGAUGUUAGUGGAGAGAAGCCCUGGAAAGGAGAUAUGGACAGGGCCUCAUUUGUGACCCAGUGCAUCUUGUACAUAUCAGGGGCAUCUUCCACCUGUAGGGAGGUUUGGGAGGACUUCUCCAUCAUCUCAGGCCUUCUCCAGCACCAGGCCACUCUUCACAGUGAGGAGCCAUACAGUGGCAAUGAUAGUGAGUAGGCUUCCCACAGUAGAAAAAUUCAUCAGGAGUGGGAUGAAUGUGAAAAAGCUGCCGGCAAAAACAAGAAACAUGUUCAUCAUCAGAGUGUCUGCUCUGGAGAAAGGCAUUAUGAAUGUAAUAAAUGUGGGAAAGUUUUUAGACAAAUCUUUAACCUCAUUCGGCAUAGGAGAGAGCACACUGGAGAAAAGCCUUAUAAGUGUAGUAAUCCUGUGAAGUACUUCAGCGAAAACUCUGGGCUCAUUGAACAUCAGAGAGGGAACACUAGAGAAAAGCCAUAUGAGUGCAAUGUUUCUACAUCUGUACUCAUUAAUCACCAUCGUUUUCAUUCUGGAAAAAAGCUUUAUGAGUGUACUGAAUGUGGGAAAUCUUUUAGCCACAAAUCCCUUCUUCUUAAUCACCAGAGAGUUCACACUGGAGAAAGACCUUAUGAGGGCAGUGGAUGUGGAAAAUCUAGCCGGAAAUCUCACAUCCUGAGACAUCAGAGAGAUGAUGUUAGAGAAAAGCCAUGUGGGUUGUGUGAUUGUGGAAAGUCUUUCAGCCAAAGCUAUACCCCCAUUAAACACCAAAGAGUUAACACUGGAAAAAGACUUUAUGAGGGUAGUGGAUGUGGAAAAUGUUCUAGCUGCAACUCACACAUCCUGAGACAUCAGAGAGAUGACAGAGAAAGGCCAUAUGGGUGUCGUGAUUGUGGAAAGUCAUUCAGCCAAAGCUCAACCCUCAUUAAACACCAGAGAGUUCACAUGGGAGAAAAGCCAUAUAAGUGUAGUGUUUGUGGUAAGUCUUUCAGCCAAAGCUGUGCCCUCAUUCAACACCAUAGAGUUCACACAGGAGAAAUGCCAUAUGAGUGUACUGAAUGUGGAAAAACCUUUAGACAACGCUGGCACCUUAUUCAACAUUGUCGAAUUCACUCUGGAGAAAAGCCCUAUGUGUGUGGUGAAUGUGGGAAAUCCUUUAGCGAUACCUCUAGCUUCAUUCAACACCAGAGAAUUCAUACUGGAGAAAAGCCGUAUAAAUGUAGUGAUUGUGGAAAGUCCUUCAGCCAAAGCUCUGCUCUCAUUCAACACCAGAGAGUUCACACUAGAGAAAAGCCAUAUGAGUGUAGUGAUUGUGGGAAAUUUUUUAGACAUCCCUCCCACGUUAUUCAACACUGUCAAGUACAUUCUGGAGAAAAGCCUUAUGAGUGUGGUGAAUGUGGGAAACCCUUUACCGAUAAAUCUAACCUUAUUCAACACCAGAGAGUUCACACUGGAGAAAAGCCUUAUGAGUGUAGUGAAUGUGGGAAAUGUUUCAGUCGCAAAUUUACCCGUAUUCUACAUCAGAAAAUUCACACUGGAGAAAAGCCAUAUGGGUCUAGUGAUUGUGGGAAGUCCUUCAGCAAAAGCUCUGCCCUCAUUCAACACAAAAGAGUUCACACUGGAGAAAGACCUUAUGAGUGUAAUGAAUGUGGGAAAUCUUUUACUUGUACAUCUAACCUCCUUAGACACCAGAGAGUUCACACUUGAGAAAGGCUUUAA